AUGGCGGUUGUAAGUGAUUGUAAUUUUCUCUCUCUAAUAAAUGAGGGUAGGAAGGGGGCGAGGCCCAAGACUAAAAUAGUGUGCACAUUGGGACCGGCUUCGAGAUCGGUGGAGAUAAUAGAGAAGUUGUUGAAAACCGGAAUGAAUGUUGCUCGAUUCAACUUCUCACAUGGCUCUCACUCCUACCACCUAGAGACUCUCAAUAACCUCCGUAUUGCCAUGAAUAACACCGGCAUACUCUGUGCUGUCAUGUUGGACACCAAGGGUCCGGAGAUUCGAACGGGAUUUCUGAAGGAUGGAAAACCCAUUCAACUGAGGCAGGGGGAAGAAAUCACCAUCUCCACAGAUUACAGCAUAAAGGGUGAUGAUAAGCUCAUAUGUAUGAGCUACAAGAAGCUGGCUGAGGAUUUGAAGCCACAGAGUGUGAUUUUGUGUUCUGAUGGGACUAUUUCACUCACAGUUCUCUCUUGUGAUAAGGAAUUGGGCUUGGUGCGGUGUCGUUGUGACAACUCUGCAUUGCUUGGUGAGAGAAAGAAUGUCAAUCUUCCAGGAGUUAUCGUGGAUCUCCCAACCUUGACUGAGAAAGAUAAAGAUGAUAUCUUGAAUUGGGGAAUACCCAAUAAGAUUGACAUUAUUGCUUUGUCCUUUGUUCGCAAAGGUUCAGACCUUGUGGAGGCCCGAAAGUUACUCGGAGAUCAUGCCAAGACUAUCAUCCUCAUGUCAAAGGUUGAAAAUCAAGAAGGGGUGUCUAAUUUUGACGAAAUCCUUGCAAACUCGGAUGCUUUUAUGGUGGCACGAGGUGAUUUGGGAAUGGAGAUUCCGAUUGAGAAGAUAUUUCUAGCACAGAAAGUGAUGAUAAACAAGUGCAAUAUUCAAGGAAAACCCGUGGUGACUGCGACACAGAUGUUGGAGUCCAUGAUCACUUCUCCAAGGCCUACUCGAGCUGAAGCCACAGAUGUUGCCAAUGCCGUUCUUGAUGGUACAGACUGUGUGAUGCUCAGUGGUGAAACUGCUGCUGGUGCCUACCCUGAAAUCGCUGUUCAGACCAUGGCGAAGAUUUGCAUUGAAGCAGAGGAUUCAUUGGAUUAUAAGAAUCUUUUCAGGAAGAUUUUGGCAGCUGCACCAGUGCCCAUGAGCCCAUUAGAGACACUGGCUUCUGCAGCAGUGCAGACGGCAUAUACCUCUCAAGCAGCUCUUAUUUUGGUCCUAACCAAAGGUGGAACCACGGCAAAGCUUCUGUCUAAGUACAGACCAAGUGUGCCCAUUAUUUCAUUAGUGAUGUCUGAUACUACAAUAGAUUCGUGUGAUGAAGCUCCUGCAAAACACAGCCUUAUUUUUCGAGGCAUUAAGUCUAUUUUGAGCAGAGAUUUGCAAUCCGAAGAAAAAGCUUUGGAUUUUGCUAUUCAAUAUGCAAAGGCUGAACACCUUUGCAAAUCAGGAGACUCAAUUGUGGCGCUGCACGGUCCUGGAACUAAUGCUGUGAUUAAAAUUUUGACAGUGUGAGAUAGUUUUUUAUGGCCUAUUUCUGGGAAUUUUUUAUAGGAGAUACAUGUUUUUGUGAUGCAAUUUACUCUUUAAAUAAGAUAUAUAAUUUUUUUUAGUUGACUGACUUUAUGAGUAAUUGAGUGCCGUAGUAGAGUCAUAUGGUUGGUGCUCAUUCAGCUAUUAAACUUCUAAUUUCUUGUUUUUUUUUUUCCUAAG
Messenger RNA from Cornus florida, 1701 nucleotides. Its product is annotated as pyruvate kinase, cytosolic isozyme-like. Bases 1 to 1503 code for a protein of 500 amino acids. Gene Ontology annotation, molecular function: pyruvate kinase activity; potassium ion binding; magnesium ion binding. Gene Ontology annotation, cellular component: cytoplasm. The transcript has 3 exons. Lineage: Eukaryota; Viridiplantae; Streptophyta; Magnoliopsida; Cornales; Cornaceae. Gene Ontology annotation, biological process: glycolytic process. The record is from RefSeq and is a predicted model, not a curated record.